UAUUUCACAUGCAGAUAUUUGUGAAUAUAUUUGGCAAUAAAAAACUGACAGCAAUUUCGUCAUUUAUAUCAAUUGUCUUAAUAGAGAAAAAGAUCCGUUGCAAAAGCAGUGUUCGACUUCAAACCAAAAUACUGCUUCCAGUGAAAUUCUCGAUGAAACAAAUAGUCCGUUUGUCUACGUUGUUCCAAGUGACGUUCAAAGCUAUACAUCAAAUAUUUGUGCUGAUUUUAAUAAUAAAGACAUUAUCUACAGUGGAACUAGAAGAUCUAAGCUUCAAAAUUUGUGAAGUUUUCCCUGGAGAAGUAGCUACCACAUAUUAUCAAAAAUUUUGUCAAGGCAGACAUGCGCAUGGAAAAUUACAUGAUGCGUAUAAUAAUUACAGGACGUCGUUGGCAGCUGCAGGUUUAAUAGUACGCAGAUCUAAAUCCAAAACUCGAGUUGUUGAGACUUUAGACUUGGACAGAGAUUUGCAACAGUUGUCAACUGAUAUUGACAUAAAACGUUGUCAACAGCCUUGGAAAAAAACUUCUGACUACAGAAUUCAACUACUAAAUAGUACUAUAUCGACAUCAGAUUACAUCAAAACAUGCCCAGUACUAGAGCAAUGUAAUGCAUAUGAAUUGAUUCUUAUUGAUGUAGAGCUAAAAUAUAAGAAGACUUUAAAUAUAACCAUACCAGAUGCAUUCUAUUCCUCAAUAAUCCGGAAAACAAAGAAUAUCCGAUCACAAACUGUAGAGAAGAUUAUUAGUUUAAUUAAUAACGAGAAUGAUGAAACACAAAAAUCAUUGCUAGCUCUGAUGUUAGUUCCUUUUUAUUUCCCCACAACAACCCUGCGAGGGAAGAAUAUUAAUCUUCAUGAAGGCGAAAAUUUUUACAGUCAAAUUAAUUCACUGGACACGAAUCAACCAAGAAUUAUUUUGAUUGGAGUUCCUAUUCAGUUAUCAUGGGUUCUGGUAGCUCAUAUUAAGUACUGUUUUCCAACAAUUGAAAAAGCUUUGGUUUGUGCAAUGUCCGCAUAUCUUGGAUUAAAUAUAAAAUACCCGCCGGUUUCUGAAAAAGCUUGGUUCUUCUUACAAAAACACAUGUUUCAAAUAUCAACUGCCUACGACAAUAAUUUGGAAAGUAGAAUUAGUACCUACAUUUAUUCACCAUUUGAAAGGACAUAACACUUCCAAUUUAUGUAAUGAAAUGCCUCGGACUCCUGAUAUAAAUUCCACAAAUUUAGAUAUCACAUACCAACCUAUUACCCAUUCCGAACUUCCUGCUAAUGACUACCUCAUGAAGUUUGUUAAACGUUGCUAUUAUUUCUGCUUUAUAUCUUGAUCCGCGAUUUAAUUUUCUGGACUCUCCUUAUUUUACAGAUGAGCACCGAAAAAUUGGAUUGGUUCAUAUUUUAAAAACAUAUUCCACCAUAUCAUCUCUGAACGGUAUAAAUGAUGUUGAUUUGGAUUGUAGUCACGAAGAAUUACCAACUACAUCCGCUCGACCUGAUGACCCAUUCAAGGACUUGGAAGAAGAAUAUCAACUUUCCAAAGGUUGCUCUACUAUUCUUACAAAUGCGACCAUAAGACAAAAAUUUGACAAGCUGUCGUAUAAUGAAAGGAUGCCAUUUGGAACGAAUGUUUUAGAGUACUGGAAAAAUUUAGCUAGUACGGAUAAAGAGAUGUCUAAGUUAGUGGAGGUCAUCUUAGCAGUACCAUCAAGUCAAGUGUCCGUUGAAAGAGCAUUCAGCGCCUUAUCAACUAUUAUAACAAAGCAGCGAACAAAAUUAUGUGGUGAAACCAUAAGUAAUUUGCUGCUUGUCAAAUUAAAUUAUAAUUUAUUGGAAUCAGUAGAUAUGUAGUUAUAUACAAAGCUGAU
Molecule: messenger RNA, 1860 nt
Organism: Teleopsis dalmanni
Lineage: Eukaryota; Metazoa; Arthropoda; Insecta; Diptera; Diopsidae
Exons: 9
Coding region: 9-1166 (385 amino acids)
Source: RefSeq, a predicted model, not a curated record